AUGAAAACUGAGGCCACUGAUGGCUACAACGCAGUCCAAGUUAGGUUUCGAAGGGUCAGGGACCGCAUGCUCACAAAGCCAGAGAUGGGUCAUUUGCAGAAAGCGGGUGCUAUUCCUAUGCGCCAUUUGCAGGAGUUUCAUUUGGUUUCUAUGGAUGGGUUUAAGGCUAACCAGAGGCUUGUGUUUGAUGAUCUUUUCAAGGAGGGUGAUCUUGUUGAUGUGGCUGGCACCACCAUUGGAAAGGGUUUUCAAGCUCAACAAAGAGAUCUUUAUGAUCAAGCAGUGAUUCCAAUAGUACAUGAAGUUUUAGAAGGUUUCAAUUGUACCAAGAGGAGCGAGCUAAGGACCAAGAGGCAUCAGCUAAGCAAGAGGCAUGAGGACAUCUUCCAUUAG
Messenger RNA from Quercus lobata, 393 nucleotides. RefSeq names its product 50S ribosomal protein L3-1, chloroplastic-like. Bases 1 to 393 code for a protein of 130 amino acids. The transcript has 2 exons. Gene Ontology annotation, molecular function: structural constituent of ribosome. Gene Ontology annotation, cellular component: ribosome; chloroplast envelope. The record is from RefSeq and is a predicted model, not a curated record. Lineage: Eukaryota; Viridiplantae; Streptophyta; Magnoliopsida; Fagales; Fagaceae. Gene Ontology annotation, biological process: translation.